Perognathus longimembris pacificus (Pacific pocket mouse) is the source of this 1129-nucleotide messenger RNA. RefSeq names its product spermidine synthase (gene Srm). Gene Ontology annotation, biological process: spermidine biosynthetic process. Lineage: Eukaryota; Metazoa; Chordata; Mammalia; Rodentia; Heteromyidae. The record is from RefSeq and is a predicted model, not a curated record. Gene Ontology annotation, molecular function: spermidine synthase activity. Gene Ontology annotation, cellular component: cytosol.
CCCGUUGUGCUGCGGCUCCGCGCGGCCUGCAGUCCCGGGCCCGCGCCGCCCGCCCGCCCGCCAUGGAGCCCGGCCCCGACGGCCCCGACGGCCCCGCCGCCCCCGGCCCCGCCGCCAUCCGCGAAGGCUGGUUCCGCGAGACGUGCAGCCUGUGGCCCGGCCAGGCUCUGUCGCUGCAGGUGGAGCAGCUCCUCCACCACCGGCGCUCGCGGUACCAGGACAUCCUUGUCUUCCGCAGCAAGACCUACGGCAACGUGCUGGUGCUCGAUGGCGUCAUCCAGUGCACCGAGCGGGACGAGUUCUCCUACCAGGAGAUGAUCGCCAACCUGCCCCUGUGCAGCCACCCGGACCCCCGCAAGGUGCUGAUCAUCGGGGGAGGCGAUGGGGGCGUCCUGCGCGAGGUGGUGAAGCACCCCUCGGUGGAAUCCGUGGUCCAGUGCGAGAUUGAUGAGGACGUCAUCCGAGUCUCUAAGGAGUUCCUGCCGGGCAUGGCCAUCGGCUACUCGAGCCCAAAGCUGACCCUCCAUGUGGGCGACGGCUUUGAGUUCAUGAAGCAGAACCAAGAUGCCUUCGACGUCAUCAUCACCGACUCCUCCGACCCCAUGGGCCCCGCAGAGAGCCUUUUCAAGGAGUCCUACUACCAGCUCAUGAAGACGGCGCUCAAGGAGGACGGCAUCCUCUGCUGCCAGGGCGAGUGCCAGUGGCUACACCUGGACCUCAUCAAGGAGAUGCGGCAGUUCUGCAAGUCUCUGUUCCCGGUGGUGGCCUACGCCUACUGCACCAUCCCCACCUACCCCAGCGGCCAGAUCGGCUUCAUGCUGUGCAGCAAGAACCCCAGGACCAACUUCCAGGAGCCCGUGCAGCAGCUGAGCCCGGCCCAGGUGGAGCAGAGGCAGCUGAAGUACUACAACGCCGACGUGCACCGCGCCGCCUUCGUGCUGCCGGAGUUCGCCCGCAAGGCCCUGAACGAUGUGAGCUGAGCCCCGGGCCGCCGCGGCACACCGCCGGGAUCCCGACUGGACCAGGGGCUCCCAGGCCGCCGGGCGCCCAGGCUGGACCCAACCUCCGACGGGCGCUCGCCCACCCACCAAGUGUUACAGGCCCCAGAAUGCUGCCUGGCCUGCCCUGC